UAUGCAGAUUUGUACCAAAAUGAUCACCGACUCCGGCAGAAAUGUAAUCAUUAAGACUCACCUCUUUUCGUCCCGUAGCGAUGUCAAUAAAACCUUGCUGCCUAAUCACAAACCAAUCAAACCUGCUCCUCGGUGAGCAUCCUCACGUGCGCGCCUUCCUUCCACCUCAACUUUCCACACUGUGCUCGCAGCCUAUAUCUGCUUCAUUCUCAUACUCGGAUAUCAUCAAGAGUAUCAGCGCGUUUGCACCGUUUAUCUUCAGCCUCCAUCAGUCUGUUGAUACUGUCUGCCACCAGCAUCUCGAGUCCAGGGGAUCAAAUAAAACAAUAGCGCACGACGACUUUUGAGGAUCGCAUAUCAUUAUGGCAACCAAGAAAUCGCAUCGAAAUGGCAUGAAGCCGUUGCUAAGAAAGAGGAAGUCGAGAAUAGUCAGAGAUGAUAGACAUUACAAAAUUCCAGGAUUUGCUGCAUUUAGUGUUAGAUACCUGCCUCAUAUUUCCUGUUCAUUUUCUGACCUUGAACAGCCUCACAAUGUCCCCAUCAAGAAGGCAAGCAAAGGCAAAAGACCAGAGCUUGUUCCAUGCGAUGAAAUCACCGAGCCUGAACAGGGUAUUCAUUCACUUGCGUGGGCAGCAUCAAUUGUUCCACAAAACACAGGAUUCUUGAAACUGCCUUUCGAAGUCCGAGUAAAGAUUUAUGAGCAUGCCAUCGAAGAUUUCUCGUGUGGUGAAGAUCCCAUCAAGCCUAGAAAGAACGGCGACAAGUUCCGGAGCCCAGGAUGGGCCAACAUUGCAGACGAAACCACCAAGUUCUACCAACUAUCCCGACAAGUUUACGUCGAUUUCGUUGGCAGCAGCCUCCUCUACAGAUUUAAGCCCUUCUCUUUCGACAGCCCAACCCUCCUGCUUAAUUACCUCUGCGUCAUCAACCCACUUCACAAAAACGCCAUCCGCUCCAUCACACUCCACAUUAAGUUCCGCCCAACCUGCACCACGCUCCCCACGAAAGCCUUCACUUUCCUCUCUAAGUGCGAAAGUCUCGAAGAGCUUAACAUCAAAGUCCACCUCCCCCAUGACUUGUGUACCUUCUCACCCCUCUUCCAUCGUCCAGCAAACUCUCCAACCAUCCGCUCGUCGUUUGACAUUUCGGAUCGGAGACUAGCCCUGAAGCGCAUAAAGGACUGCGAGACGCUGAAGAGUAUUCAGGGCUUGAAGCGAUUCGAGUUCGUGUUCGUCUUGCCUAAUGUCAUUUCGGCUCGUUAUAACAGACACUUCGCUCAUCCUCGAUAUGUUCAUCCAGUGCUUGAGCCUUCGGAGUUGACAGCGGCUUUUUAUGCCGAGAUGAAGGAGAUGAUGCAGAAUUGAGGGAUUAAGGCUGUAGAAUGAUCUAUAGAGUUGUUGUUUUGAAGAAAUGUUCGGUCAGGGUGCGGAGUUGGUACAUUACCUUUUUGGAUUUCGGCAGGAUAACGAGGGCGUUUAUUGACUUUGGAAGCGAGAUUGGUAAACACUUGGGCACUAAAUGAACAAUGAUAAAAGUUACAGUAAAAAUCUCAGGUUGACUUAUUCCUUGAUCCUAUUGACCUGUGUCCGGAGGCUGUUUCGAGCUUGUGGACCCGAAAUUAUCAAAUGGCACGCAUGGAACUGAGAGCUCAGCCGUCUUUGCAGUCUUCUGUCACUGGCACACUCGUUGAC
Messenger RNA from Cadophora gregata, 1691 nucleotides. RefSeq lists its product as uncharacterized. Bases 363 to 1364 code for a protein of 333 amino acids. The transcript has 4 exons. The record is from RefSeq and is a predicted model, not a curated record. Lineage: Eukaryota; Fungi; Ascomycota; Leotiomycetes; Helotiales; Ploettnerulaceae.